This is a messenger RNA of Chlamydomonas reinhardtii, 6235 nucleotides long. RefSeq lists its product as uncharacterized. Lineage: Eukaryota; Viridiplantae; Chlorophyta; Chlorophyceae; Chlamydomonadales; Chlamydomonadaceae. Bases 47 to 4276 code for a protein of 1409 amino acids. The record is from RefSeq and is a predicted model, not a curated record. The transcript is spliced from 3 exons.
CGAAUGCACACGAAAGCUUGCCACGCAAAAGUCUUAACGGGAGUCCAUGGAGCGAAAGGAGGUAGACCGCCGUUACGCCAACUUGCGAGCAGCUGCUGAGGCGAAGGUGCUGUCGCAAGCGGCUGGCGUGCCAUGGCGACGACCAGAUGAGCUGCUUACCUCUGCUAGAGAGCGGCUUCAUGAAAAUCUUGCGGCCUUCGCGGAGGCCGACCUUGAGGAUGUAAGGAACCGCUAUGCACGCGCUCACGGCGGCAGCGCUAAUCGUAUACACUAUGGAGACCAGCAGCAGUAUUUCGGUCACGAGCUGCUGGACUCGGACGAUUGGGCCGCGGCACCUGCGGCACCUACACUUGUGCCGCCCGAACCCGGGCGCGACCCCUGGCACGGGCUCACAGCGGCCGAGGACGCGCAAGCAGCUCCCUUUGCAGCGGCUGGUGCACUGGGAACUGGAACUUUCCAUGAGCCUUCCGGCGGGGCGCAGCAGCGGUUCCAGCCCCGUGCCGCCUCCACGCCACCAGAGCACCUGAACCCAAGCGUCGUGCAUGGCGCCAGCAGCGCGGCGAGCGCAAGGCGGGUGGCCCAGACAAGCGCGUGGAGCGGCGCCAGCCGCUCCCCGCAGCGCCGCUGCCUCACGCCCACGCCCGCCUCGCCACCGCGCCACCAUGCCCAACCGCAGCCGGACGCCAACGCGGCCGCGGCUGCCAUCUCCAAGCUGCUACACACCGAGGAAAUCAUCGACCACCACGCCGCCAUCUUAGACCGCAAUUUCUCACCCGGCCUGCUCACGCGCGAGCGCGAGCUUGGCAACCGCCUGGGCUGGCAGGCCGCCAGCGGCGUGCUGGGCCGUGCCAGGCUAAUGCACUCCAAAGGAGCGGUGCCCAGCAACCUAGCACUCAAGCGCAUGGCAGCCGCAGUGCAGGGCGGCGGCAGAGGCGCGUCCGGUGCUGGGGGCGCCCCCGGCGCGAGCACAUGGAUGGAGCAGCAGGGGCACGGCCGGGCGGAGCACGGGUCGGCAGAGUGGGUGGCGCGCGCGGCGGUGCUCACGACGCAGGCGCGGCCGCGCGCCAGCGCCACCGCCAAGGCAGCGGCGGUGGCGGCGCGCAGCCGUUUCGACAAGGGACAACUGUUGCACCUCAUCGUCAACAACGCCGAGCCGGCUGCGGUGGUGGCGGCGGCGGCGGGGCUGGUGCGGGGCUCCCAUGCGGGGGCCGCAGCCGCCGCGGCGGCAGCCCCACAUGAUGGCAAAAAUGGGUGCAGCGGCGCCGCGGCGUGCGGGCCUGCGUUGACAGGCUCGGAGCCGUCGGCGCAACGGGGCGUGUCAUUUGCCGGAGAGGCUGUAGCAGGAGACAGGGAUGGGGAGGGGGAGGGGGGCAGCGGCGGGGGCAGCAGUGAUGACGACACGGUCGAACUGAGCGUGGAGGAUGCGGGGGCGCCGUGGGAGGCCACCGCAUGCGCAGGUGUGUUGAUGGAGCGUUUGCGAGCAUGCAGCUACAGCCACGGCGAUGGACAGGCGGGAGCGGCGACGGGGGGGCGGGGGGUCACGGAGUUGGAGCGGCUUCGGCGUCGCUCCAUUGGCGAGCUGCCACUGUUGAUGGGCCUGCGGCGCAGCUCGCAGGGCGUGUCCUUGGGUUCGCUGUCCAAUGCUGGCGGCGGUCCAAGCAGCUACGGCGGCACCACCAGCCACGGAGACAGCAAUAGCAACAGCGGCAGCGGCUUUGGGGAGGUAGGCAGCGUGCCGGCAGUGUUGGACGAAAGCAUAUUGGCGCUGCCGAACAGCCCGCAUUCGGCAGCGAAAAAAAACGAUGCGGGCUGCUAUGGUGGCGCCUUUCCGCCGCCGCCCAUCCCGCGGCCGCCGCGCGGCGGCUCCGGCGUGCACGCUGUGUUAAGCCCCGCACCGCUGUCGUCGUCCGGCGCCGCCGCCGUGUCGGCUGUGGCAGCAGGCGCUAACAACAGCAGCAGUGGCGCUCAGUCGGCCUUUGGCUGUGGCAGCCCCUCGCUUCUGCGGCCCUCGGGCACAGGAUCGCUGCAUCCCAGCCUCUCCAACUCCCACCGGCAGCCUCCCGCGGUGUCGAUGUUCUCGCUGCCCGCGGGCAGCGCUGCGGCCGCAUCAUUGGGUGAGCGCGCAGCCAGCCCCUGCCAGCACUGCGAGCUCUCGCCGCUGUCAGCGUCGCGCUUGGUUCCGACCGGCGCCGGCAGCGCUACAGCUUGCAUGGCGUCGAUGCCGCGCCGGGACAUGUUUGCAUCCAUGGCGGCGGCGGCCUCCGCCUCCGCCUCGGCCGCUUCCAGGGACAGCGGAGUCGCCGACGACUGUGGCCGUGCUGUCUACACGGUUGGCGGCGGCGACGGCGACGGCAGCAACAGCAACCGGUCAGUGCCGCACACGGAUGAUUCUGAGGUGCUCCUGUUGGGAGCGAACAGCGCCCCUGUACCCAACCCCUGCGCAGCCCGUUUGCACACCAUCGCGCGACGGCUGCCGUCUCGCAUGGCAAGCAGUGGCAGCUGCAUCACUACCACCCCCCGACACCAACAGCAGCAGCCGCAGCGCCCUGGCACGGCGACUGUAGCUGUUGCAGCCGCAGGUGCCGCUGCCGCCGCCGCUGCACCGGCGCCGCCCGAGGAUGGGUCAUAUCCCCGUUGGGACGGUUUAUACCAGAUGCAGAGGCUGACGGAAAACUACCACCGUCGCCGCCUUGGGACCACAUCUCCAUCCCGCUCGCCAUCGCAAUCGCCUCUUCCCGGCGCCCGCGCCGCGGCCACAGCCACAACCACAGCCGCUGACGCCACCGCGAACGGCAGCGGCGGGUCUCGCCGCCGCACGAUGGAUACGGGCGAGUGGGCAGCGGCGCGGCCGCGCGCGCGGCUUAGCGGCGGCAUGCCGUAUUUGAGCGAGACUGGGGAGGCAAGCGGCAGGCGACCCUACAGCGUUCGCAGUAGCGCUGCUGACGUGAGCGAUAAGGUCUCCGAGGGUGGCAGCGAAGGCGAGGGCGAGGCGGAGGGCGAGGGCGAGGAGGAGCCAGCAGGCGGGUGGAAGGCGCCGUCGUCGCGCCCUGCUACGCCCAGUGUCGAGCUGGUGGCUGCGGCGGCACAUGCAAAUGCUGGCAGUGGCAGCGGCGGGGCGACGGGCAUUCAAGCGGUCGUGUCUCAGCCGCUGCUCUCCAGCUGCCGGCACGUCGGCGUUGCGGGCGGCCUGCUGCAAGGCCCCGGCAGCAGCGGCAGCGAGCAGGCGGCUGGCGCCGGGCCGGGCCCCGACGCCGGCGUCUUCACCACGGAAGGCGCGCUCGGCGCCCAUGGCGUCAGUGUAACGGGCGGCGGCGACAGCGCGACCGCCACCGCCGCCUCCUGCGUGGCUGCGCCGCCGGCCACGGCUACAGCCCUGCCCCACCCGCCCAGCACGCAACACCUCGUGCUACAGCCCUCGCAUUGCUCCGACGCAGCAGGGGAGGCGUCGGCUCGAGGCCGGCGGCGGGUACGGCUGCCGGAUCCAUCGGCGCUACAGCCCCUGGCGCCAACCGCCACCGCUUCCUCCUCCGCAGCCAUGGCGUCCAUGUCUAGUGAAGAUGACGACACGUCACCGUCUGAGCCCACCAGCAGCUUCGGACUGGGGUCCUUCGCGGCUACUCGCUCUACUGCUGGCAAUGCCGAUGGGCCGAUCUCGCCGCUGCCUCAGCUAGGUCCGCGUCCGCCAGCCAGCGCCGACUGCAGGAACCGCCGCCGGUCCCUCGACGACUCAUGGCUGGCGACGCAGCGGCAGCUCCUGGCAUCUGCGGGCGGGCCGCGCGCCGCUGGCGUCGUUGCGGGCUCUCGGCCGGGCACGCCGCUAGAGCCGUCACACUUGGUGCCACUUCCGCCGCGUGGCGGCUCUUGGGCAGCCGCCUCUGCGGCGGGUGCUGGCGCCGCCAGCGCGGCGACGAGCAGAAAUGGCGCGCCAGGCGCGCGGCCGGGCACCUCCGCCGCCAUUGUCAACGGCAGCGGCGGCGGCAUUGCGGCGGCAACGGCAGCGGUGUCUGCUGCACGGCGCAGUAGCUGGGCUACAUACGGUGAUGCGGCGGCAGGGCCUGGACAGGUAGAGGGCCCGCCGUCGACACGGGGGCAGCCGCAAGGGCCGCAACGGCAGCCGCUCCAGUCGCCCAUUGGUCCGACGGGGCAGCAGGCGCAAGUGGGCGCUCGGCAGGGCGGGUCUGCGCCGGCGGCUGAGGACGGCAAGGGCGUGAUGGCACGCCUGUUCAAAGCCUUCAACCACCUGAGGAAGGUGGAGGCGGCGGCGCACGAUAUGUGAUGAGCAGCAGCCGUUGGCCGGAACGCAGGGCGAGUGCGGGCCGGAACGGGCCGAAAACGUGUACGGGCAAUCAGAGUAUCAGCGACGCCCACAGUCGCAGAAGCCUGGUUUCAGUAGCCGCGGCCUUCGUGCAUACCGUGGUCACUCGCGAUGAUCCUGCAUUGGUUGCUAUUUGCUGUGUGUAAGUGUGUUGCAUAGAAAUGAACGAGCAUGUGCGUGACGGGCAUCCGUGCACUUACUUGUGUCACAUACGGUGAUUGUAUUGCGGAUUUCGACUGCGAUAUGGGUCCUCUAAGCCAUAGGCAGUGCAUGGCACACGCAACUACACUCGUCGCUUGCAGAGGAGUGCGCAUAGAGACUGCACAAUGACUGUGGGUACCCAGUAAUAUGUUUUGUCAUUCUCAGCUGGGUUUCUGGCAACGCUCUCUUUCAUAUUAUGGAUGACUGAGAGUCACGUCUGUGCCUAAUAUUGUCAUGCUGACGGCAGGAUGGCCCACAGCAGAACGUAAAUGACUCUUGUCGAAAUGAUGCAUAUUGUAUGUUAGUCACGCCGCCACCUUACAAAACAAAGAUAUAGCAGCAACGCUGCAUCUCAACCAUCUGCUGCGUGUGGAUGCUGCCGCUUUUUGUACACUAGGGCGAAGGCGGCCCCGUCGCUGGAUGGUGGCCGCCCCCUGCGGGGGGCGCGUGGCGCCUGGACGAGGCGGGGGGGGGGGGGGGCGGGGAUGACAAGUAAUAGUACGUGGCGCUCGCGGUUUUGUCGGAAGUUUAUGGAGAAAAGGAACAAUAAACUGGAUGCAAACCGUAUCAGUCACCGCAUGCAAUUUACACGGCUGGCUUUACCAGUUUACUGGGAUAAUGUUUGAUGAUUGAAUUACGCCCCGCUGUGUGCCAAAGUUCUCCUGGGCUUUGCGAGAUGUCGAAGCGCAGUUGAGCGCCCAAGGGUGCCAUGCAUCAAUGCAACCCCGUAGGGUGACAGGAAUAAUCAUCGCGCAGCGGGCUGUGCUUCCCACUUCAGCUCUGCACGACGGACCACGGUUUACCAGGAGGUAGAGCGCAUCACGCUCAGCGGCCGUUUCGCUGAGGAUGGCGGCAGUGCAUUUAGGCCAGUGGUGGUGCAGGGAGGGCGGCCUGGUGGUGCGGCGUGUCCCUUGGAAUGGUCACAGGAAGUCUCCAAUGGAGGUCCCUGUGGGAGGUCCCUCCUCUGUGUGGAUGCUGACUGUGUGUCGGUGAGGAGGCAGACGCCCCUGCAAUUGAUUGGCAAAGUUUUUGGAUGUGUGGGUAACGCACUGCCGUUUGAGGGUCCUCUUAUUGAAGAAUUUGGUAGGCUGCGGCGGCUUGUGUGUCGGCACGUGUCAAAGGCAGAAACACAGCUGUAACUGAGCACUGUUGCACUUAUGCACGUCUACAGUUUGUGGAUUGUGUGGCCCGGGGCCUUGAGCGUGGAGAUGCAGAGCAAGGGCACGUCGUGAACGUGCCGAGGCCUGACGCGUGCAUGACAGCACCUAGGCGGGCCUUGGCCGGUUUUCGUGGGGUUAGUAGCGACUGACAGAUACCUCGCGGCCAGGUAAACGAGCUGUCGGCUGACGGCAAGUCCCAGAGAUACGUGCCGUGUGCGGCGGAGCUGGGUAAGGCACGGGAAAUCGGGAGCUCAAUUACGGUAGCACUUGCGUGGACUGCUACGCAUUCGGGCUACGCCCGAAGGCGCGCCCAACUCGUUGAGCUGGCGGGUCGCUUAGGUCGCUCUUGCUGGGUACAACACACACUAGAAAAGCGGCUUCAAGCCCAAGGGGAAACAGACCAGGGGCCCUGGCCGCUGAGUCAAGCCGAGUGCGCGCUACGCACGCCAAUACUAGAGCUGACACUGGAAUGCUCAUUAAGGCACUUGGCUACCAUAUUGUGUCCCGGUUAAGGUUGCUUUUGGUUUACUCGUGUGAGGUGAUUUACAUAUGGUACUCG